Serendipita indica DSM 11827 is the source of this 612-nucleotide messenger RNA. The record is from the annotation of a GenBank genome assembly. NCBI's taxonomy places the organism in Eukaryota, Fungi, Basidiomycota, Agaricomycetes, Sebacinales, Serendipitaceae.
AUGCCUCCACUUCCACCAAGAGACGUACCCGCGCUGCAGUUUCACAUCCGACCCGCGACUCCUGCUGAUAUCGGAUCCAUCCUUCGCCUGAUCAAGGACCUUGCGGAAUAUGAAAAGGAGCCCGACUCAGCCAAAGCGACCCCCGAACUUCUGCAAGCAAAUUUGUUCGAUACAGCAUAUGCACACGCACUACUUGCAUUUCCGGGCCAGCAUCCGGAUACCUAUGCAGAAACAACCUCGUCCACCGCUCCGGAUACACCGUCCUCCCAUGAGGAAGCAGUAGCUCAAGAUCCUCUUGGUCUUGCUCUCUACUUCUUCAACUUUUCGACUUGGACAGGAAAGCCUGGGAUCUAUCUCGAGGAUCUGUAUGUCAAACCAGAGGCUCGGAAUAUGGGUGUUGGCAAGGCUCUGUUUGCAGAGCUGGGUGCUAUCGCGCAGGAAAAGGGAUGUGCAAGACUUGACUGGUCCGUUCUCAAGUGGAAUACACCGUCGAUUGCAUUCUAUGAGCAGGUAUUGGGGGCAAAGGGUAUGGAUGAAUGGCGCGGGAUGCGCCUUGAAGAAGAAGGCAUCAAGGCUCUCGCCAAAUGGUCAAACCGAACACCAGCGGUGUAG